GUCUUCUACACUGAAGGCGGAAGUCCUCUCACUUGGUCCGACAGGCCACUCGCUCAGUGUGACGCCAACCACGACUGUCUCCAGUGCGAGAAGGACGUAGCCAAUGACGUAGUCUUCAUCGAAGGAGACGUUUACGUGGUUGGCAUCGUGCCAAUACACGAGACCAGCACGUUCUCCUCCCUUCACUGCGGCAAGAUCAAAACUCUGGCUGGCGCAGACAUUGCAGAGUCGCUGGUUUUUGCAGUAAAACAAAUAAACAAGAAAGAGGGCAUUUUUAAGGACAUCUUGCCAGGACGUAAGGUUGGUGUGUUGCUGAUCAACUCCUGCAGUAGUCCACUGCUUAUUCGACAGCGCCUUCUGGACCUGCACACGGGUCGUCUGGUCCUGCCUGAUGGCAGCAUGCGCAAUAGCAGCGUCAUAUUGCCUUAUAUUAUGGGAUAUGUAGGUGCUUAUGCCAGCGGAGAUAGCAUGGCGGCUGCUGACACUCUUACAAAUAUUGGCACACCUUUUGUUCAGAUCAGUGCUGCUUCCACCUCUCCUGUCCUCAAAGACAGAUCUGUGUACCCUUACUUCAUGCGAGUAGUGUCACCAGACAACAUUCAAGCUCAGGUCAUGCUGGAUGUUGCCGUCAAGCUCAACGCCAGCUACAUUCAGAUCGUGUACGACAAGACCAUCGCAUACGCUCGAGCAUUCGUGCAGGCCAUUGAAGAUGCCGUGAAGAGCAACUACGCCAAGGUCUGCAUCGCUCAGAAAAUCGCCAUCACUCCAGUGAACGAGGUCAGCGAGUACAAGUGGAUCAAGGACGAGCUCCGUAAGAAGAGUGCUGCCAGGCUGGUCAUUGUUGCAUAUCCUGCAGAAAUUGCUAAGCUCACAGACGCAAUUCUACCGGAGUUUACCCAAUGACAAUUUCCUUUUCCUGGCAAGUGAAUCGUGGGGCAGACGUCAGCCACUCAUCGAAGGCAAGACUAAACUGGAAGGUUCACUCGUCCUUUCACAAGAAAUUCCAAUCGACUUGUCAUUUGACGCUUACUUCAGGUCGCUGGAUCCCACACAAACAGAAAAUAUUUGGCUGAGAAACUUUUGGGAGACACGAAAAGGUUGUUACUUUGACAAAAGUUUUGAAAGGAAAGGCAAAACAGGAAUGUGUCCCUGACAAUGUAGCCGCUGAUUAUGUCGACGAUCCAAGAGCUUCUCUCCACAUACAAGCCAUGUACGCCCUCGUCAUUGGCGUCAACCAGACUCUGAGUCGCCUCUGUGGGCCUGCACCACGCUCCAUGUGCGAUGCUGUCCACUCGGAUGAUCUUGUCAAGACACUAAAGACGGUGAAGCUGGACUUGUACAAUACAGGUGAGCGUACACAGGUGUUUGACGACAACGGAGACGGGCUGGUGGGCUUCAAGAUCCUGCAGGUGACGAGGGACAGGACAGUCUCGGACAACACCAUGGUCUACAAAGAAGUUGGCUCGUGGGCGCAUCAGACUCUGUCCCUAAAUGAGAAGGAAUUAUCGCCACUCAGCCGACAGAUAUUUCUAUCAACGUGUCCUAACCAGGUGGAAUGUGAUGUUUGUUUUGUGCAAGAAGUAUCGACAGCACGCACAAGCAAUGUCCAAGACAUCAACGCAGCGGCCAUUGGUGUGGGUGUUGCUUUUGCUGUUGUUGUCUUCAUCCUGCUUGUUGCACUUCUGUGUAUGUGUCUACUCUACAGGCGGAAAGCUAAGAGUCAGCACAAGAGUGCUACGAUAUUGGAAGCCAGGACCCGUCCACAGUUCACAGCACCAUCCGAGUUCGUCAACAAAGACAUCAACAAUGAAACAUCGGUCUACCACAGUCUACAUCCCGAGGAUGACAGAAGUCCAUGCUGCUCAGACUGAGAUGCAUUCUCAGCCAUCCUGCUGCACACCAGGGGAGCGACUGACACGUGCAGGGUACAUCACUCCAGUUAAUGGACACCGACUCCCUCCUUCUCCUCUUCCCCAAGCACAACAGUUUUAAAUAACUUCAGAAGCUAAACCAGUUCAUGAUGAGACUGAUGGACUUCGUGUGACCGGUGAAAAAAGAUAACCUAAAAUAUUUAAUAUAAUGUGCUAGGUUUAAAACUGUGGAUGUCGCUUCUUUUGACUUACUGUUGAACUGUUAUGGAAUGGAAUUUAUUUUAGAAACUUUUGAGAUAUUUAUUUUGUUUAAUUUCAACUUCAUCAAUUCAGAAACAGGACAGCGCUGACGGCUACAGCCUUU
Pomacea canaliculata is the source of this 2235-nucleotide messenger RNA. Its product is annotated as G-protein coupled receptor family C group 6 member A-like. The transcript has 6 exons. The record is from RefSeq and is a predicted model, not a curated record. Gene Ontology annotation, biological process: G protein-coupled glutamate receptor signaling pathway; regulation of synaptic transmission, glutamatergic. Gene Ontology annotation, molecular function: adenylate cyclase inhibiting G protein-coupled glutamate receptor activity. Lineage: Eukaryota; Metazoa; Mollusca; Gastropoda; Architaenioglossa; Ampullariidae. Bases 400 to 903 code for a protein of 167 amino acids.